This is a messenger RNA of Acanthosepion pharaonis, 1128 nucleotides long. The record is from the annotation of a GenBank genome assembly. NCBI's taxonomy places the organism in Eukaryota, Metazoa, Mollusca, Cephalopoda, Sepiida, Sepiidae.
AUGAAUCCUACACAGUGUACAGAUUGUUCUUACACACAUUUUACACCUUACGAUUGCCAGUUAUUGCCACAAUCAAAUAAAAGUUUUAAAUUUCCAUGUGUUGUAAAGAAUAUUAAUGGUUGCACAGUCUUCAAGGAGUAUGUACCACCUAAAAAUCUCCAGUUGAACACAGUCAGUCUUGUAUCUAUAAAUGUAUACAAUAUCACCUACUCUGACAGCGUCUAUUAUGGUGAAACAUAUCCAGCCUUGAACUACACAAUUUCUCUCCCAAAUGGUGAUAUGCUUGGGUACUGCUACGCUGUACGUGUUAACAUAUGGAAUAAUGAAACUAACAGUGGAUAUGGAGGAGAUGGCAUUUGCAGACUCUUUUCUUUCAACAUCGAAAAACCGAGUAAAAAAAACAUCCAACCAGCUUUUAUCAACCACAAAUGCUUCACAGCUGUAACUGCUAACAAUUACUUUCUGAAAUUUACAACUUUGCCAUAUGCUGCAGAGAUAACAUACAGCGUCAUUAUUAACAAAUCCAACCAGAUCAUUCUUGCAGUUGCUCCUGUGCAUCACCGACUUUCAAUAAGCAUUAUUUUAGGAUUUCCAGUGACUAAUAAAUGUAACAAUCUAUUCUAUUUGACAAGUUAUAAGACAGCCACAGAAAAUGUUUCAUUCUCAACAAAUAACAGUUUUGUGUUUGAAAAUCUACAACCAGGAUUCUUCAGAGUCAGAGUUAAAUCAAGCUGCUUGCCAAUUGGCCAAAAUAUGGAAUCAGAAAUCAUCUUACUUAAAAAUAUUGCAGAAUCCGAAACUCUAUUCAAUACAAAGAUUAUCUGGGUCGUCCUGCCUUUGCUUGUCUCUCUUAUCUUUCUCAUUUGUUUUUGUCGCCUGUGGAAACGGAAAUGUAUUGAUCGAUCGCACAAAUGCGUGAUUGAUUUGGUGUAUGCCGCCAACAACAAAAGAGAUGUGAUUGUUGCAGAAAAUCUGAAAAAAUUGAUGGAAGAAGAGUUUGAAUGGUAUGUCAAUAAUGUUCCAAUGGCUAACACGCCAAUUUGCUCAUGUGAGUUGCCUAACAAUGAUGUUGUACUUUACCUCACAGCUUCUGAUAUGCAAGGAAGAAGCCACCAAAAGCAACAGUGA